GAAAAUGCAGAUCAAAACAGAACUGCUCACAACAAUAUUGUGUAAGAUUGUACAAAAAUUUUUCGAUUUUCGGCUGUGGAAAAUAGCGUUUCCUGUGUUAAAAACUACAUAAAAAUGGCUCAAAUAUCUAUAAGUCGUACUUUAAACGGCUUGUUUCACAUGAGAAAUAUUGCUCCCCGGCAUCAAACUAUUCGAUCCUUCAGUACGACAAACCGGCCGUUCAGGAAAGCACAGCCAAUCUCCAAAGAAGAAGAGUCCGAGGUCAAGGAUGAGCCAAUCAAGUAUUUCAACAGUGCUGCGUCACGAUGGAAGGCAGAGCAAACCAGGAGUGGCCAAGUUAAGCUGGAUAUGCCCUGGUUCCAACCGUACGUAGUUAAUCUAAGCGUUGUCGUUUUCCUGCUGUAUUUCUGCGUUUUGCGCGAAGAGAACGAUAUCGAUCGAGGUUUGGAAAGCUCGCUUUACGAUCACAUACCAGGGCUCGAGCAGAAACAGUUGCUGGUGAAUUAUAACUAUAACAAGGAAAAUGGACUAUCCACAGUCGAAAUUGAAAAACGAAUGCAGGAACUGGGUAUGGAGUAUUGAAAAAAUGUGAAAUAAAGUUUUUAGUAAAUA
Molecule: messenger RNA, 612 nt
Organism: Aedes aegypti (yellow fever mosquito)
Lineage: Eukaryota; Metazoa; Arthropoda; Insecta; Diptera; Culicidae
Exons: 2
Coding region: 115-582 (155 amino acids)
Source: RefSeq, a predicted model, not a curated record